Messenger RNA from Pochonia chlamydosporia 170, 306 nucleotides. RefSeq lists its product as hypothetical. The record is from RefSeq and is a predicted model, not a curated record. The coding region runs from base 1 to 306 and encodes 101 amino acids. NCBI's taxonomy places the organism in Eukaryota, Fungi, Ascomycota, Sordariomycetes, Hypocreales, Clavicipitaceae. The transcript has 2 exons.
AUGCAGUUCUCCAUUGCCGCCAUCCUCGCCCUGGCCUCCGCUGCCAUUGCCGCUCCCACCGCCGCCGGACACCACGAAGGCAAGUGGCACCAUUACUGCACCGACAGCCUUUUGAACGUCGAUCUCGAUAUCGAUCUCGAUCUCGAUGUCAAUGUCCUCGGACUCCUUCGCCUUGACCUCGAUCUUGAUGUUGAUCUUGACAUCGAGAUCCUCAGACGCAAGCACCCCAACUGCAAGGCCAUCUACCGCUGCCCUACCACUUGCCAGAAGGGCAAGCGCAUCCACGACUCUUGCCACAAGUACUAA